This is a messenger RNA of Geosmithia morbida, 729 nucleotides long. RefSeq names its product Acetoacetate decarboxylase (ADC). The record is from RefSeq and is a predicted model, not a curated record. NCBI's taxonomy places the organism in Eukaryota, Fungi, Ascomycota, Sordariomycetes, Hypocreales, Bionectriaceae. The transcript has a single exon. The coding region runs from base 1 to 729 and encodes 242 amino acids. Gene Ontology annotation, molecular function: lyase activity.
AUGCCCGUGGGAACACUAGACAUCAACGCCAUCGCGGCCCCGACGCUAUUCCCAUCAUACCCAACAUCCGAGACCUUUGUCUUCAAAGAUGUGACUCUGGCAGCUGUGUCGUACCGCGUGCCGGCGGCGCAGGUUGCCCCCCUGGUGCCCCCCGAGCUGGAGCUCGAGGACGAGCCCCUCGUGACGUCCACCUUUGUCGACUACGGCAUGAGCACCGUCGGCAUCUACACCGAGUUCGUCCAGACGGUCGAGGCCACCUACAACGGACGCAAGUUCGACUACACCCUCAUCCUGGUCCUCGACAACGAAGCUGCCAUCUUCGCCGGUCGCGAAGUCUACGGGUACCCCAAGGUCUUCGGCAAGGUCGGACUCGACCCGAACACGGGAAGUCGCCUCAUCACCGGGUUCGCCGACCGUCCUGCUGGACGUCGCGUCAUCGACUUCGAUUUCAUCCCGGAGAAGGUCCUGCCUGGUCUGCCUCCUGUGGAGAAGCGGACUCUCAACCUGCGCGUCAUCCCUUCGCCUAUUCCGGGAAACCCGCCGUCUAUCCGUCAGUUCGUAUCGGUCGAUAUGAACAUGGAGUCGCCAGAGGUCUGGAUCGGCCAGGGAUCCGUCAGCUUCCCCAGGAAGUCGGUCAUUGACAAGUGGGCCGAUUUUGAUAUCCUCCGCUAUGAGGGCGCCAUGCUGGCUAAACGCUGCUCUGCUAGUAUCACUGCUUUUGAGGAGUGA